AUGGCAGGACCCGGCCGCUGCGGCGUUUUGGCUGCUUUUCGGGAGCACCUGCGACGCCUGGGUCUGCAGGACUUCCCCUGCGGCCUUGGCAGCUGGGUAGGGGGCCGGGGGCACAGCCGUGGGGGGGACCCGACUGGGCAGGAGGAGGCCGUGCUGCUGGGCGAGGAGAGCCCUGAGGCGCUGAUGGAGCUGCUGAGGGACCGGCACAGCCCCUGGGCCCUGCCGCCGGACGGCAGCCGCCAGGACCAACACCUGCGGGAAAUGGCUGUGCUGACGCCUGAGCUCGUCCGCGGCUCCAAUGUCUUCCAGGUCUUCAAGUCCCUGCGGAUCGUUGGCAAGGGAGUGGAGGAGGUCGAUGAGGGUCUGUUGCAGUUCCAGCACCUGGAAGAGCUCAUCCUCAGUGCCAACCAGAUCAGCAGGAUAACCUCGGCCAACCUGCCCCGCACGCUGAAGGUCUUGGAGCUGUGCUGCAACGCCGUGGCUGAUCUGCAGGACCUGUGUGCUCAGCCUCCUCCGGAGCUGCAGCACUUGGGGCUGGGACACAACAGGCUGUGCAGCCCUUCGCAAGACAAGUACCUCACUGCGGACUUCUGGCCAAAUCUUGUCUCCCUUGACCUGAGCUUUAACAACUUCACGGAUCUAGUGGGGCUGGUGUCACAGCUGUCCAGUCUGCAGAAGCUCCGUGUCCUGGUGCUCCAAGGGAACCCGCUGGCUCUCAUUCCCACUUACAGAGGCUUCCUUGUGGACAGCUUGCCCAAGCUCUCCAUCCUCGAUGACAUCUACGUAGGGCCUGACGAGAGGCACCAGUUCCACGGUUUGGCGAAGCAGACAGAGCUCAUCAGGAGCGAAGCACGAGUGGUUGUGAGCGUUGGGGAAAUCAAGGGAGUCCCUGAUCCCAGCGCUUGUCAACAGCUGGAGGUUGGCUCUGAGGCUCCGGUGAUCACCUACAGCUACUGUGUGACAUACGAGUUUGCAGGAGAGGACAUCGAGGACAGUAGCAGCACUGAGGUACCAAAAAUCCAUCGGAGUCCUGUGGUGGCCACCCUGGAUGUGGACACCUCUGCUUGGGACUCAGGAGAAGCAAAGGGCCAGCAGAAGCCUGCAGCCAUGGAGGAGCCCAAGGUCCACUCCGCAAAGGUGUUUGUCACCCCUGGAAAGCCCUGGGCAGACACCAUCGACUGCAGCUACAGGAAGGAGCACACUGCCAAGGACUUAGUGGGGCUGAAGUCCUACCUGGCAGCUGGAACGAUUGUCUCAGUCGUGGAGGAGAAGGUGCUGUCAUGGCCUGUCGAUGCUGAUCCGGAAGAAAAUGCAGUCACAAAGGGGAAGGCAGGACGGGGGCUGCAGAAGGGCAGUGCCAAGGGUCCUGUGCUCAGGGAAAAGCAGAAAAGGAAGAAGAAGGAGAAGCCAUGUGAACUCCGCAGUGACCCUCCCAUUCGGAGGACCCUGGGCACCAGGAGGGUGACCUUGGAGACCCUGUUGGCCACUGAGAACCUGGUGGCAACUGUGUGUGACUUUGGGAUCCUGAUGACUGAGCAGCUGCUGCAGCCACCAAGUCUGGAGGAGAAGGUACGGAGUGACAGGAAAAAAGGCAAAGACAAGAGCAAAAAACCAAAAGGAGAGAGAGAAGUCCAGGCCAGACAGAAAACCACGUCAUCUGCCAAAGGUGACAGAGACUGA
Molecule: messenger RNA, 1680 nt
Organism: Eurypyga helias (sunbittern)
Lineage: Eukaryota; Metazoa; Chordata; Aves; Eurypygiformes; Eurypygidae
Gene: LRRC43
Product: leucine rich repeat containing 43
Exons: 11
Coding region: 1-1680 (559 amino acids)
Molecular function (GO): protein binding
Source: RefSeq, a predicted model, not a curated record